Messenger RNA from Telopea speciosissima, 1923 nucleotides. RefSeq names its product glycerol-3-phosphate acyltransferase ATS12, chloroplastic. Gene Ontology annotation, biological process: glycerophospholipid metabolic process. Gene Ontology annotation, molecular function: glycerol-3-phosphate O-acyltransferase activity. The record is from RefSeq and is a predicted model, not a curated record. Bases 182 to 1579 code for a protein of 465 amino acids. Lineage: Eukaryota; Viridiplantae; Streptophyta; Magnoliopsida; Proteales; Proteaceae. The transcript has 14 exons.
UCGUAGAUAAUGGAUUCCUCGAUUUCAGAUUCUCAGUAACGAUUCAUCUUUGAUUUGUUCUUUUUCUGUAUACAAAGUUUGAUUGAAGAAGCUCUGACAUGAGUUCUUCAGAUUGGAGCUGCACAAGAGAAAGAACUAGUAGAGACAAAGCUCAUUAAGAAGACUUCUUUUGAUUUAGACUAUGUUGAUUCUCUUCGCUUCAUCUUCUGUUUGUGGAUCAUUUCCGAGAGCUAGGGUUUUUUGGCCUUCGUUUUCUUCUUCCAAGGAUAGUGCAAUUUCUUGUUCGUUUCCUUUCCGGUCCAUUGCUCGUUUGUGUGUGGUGUCUUCGUCCAAGAUUAGAAGUAUGGAGGGAUUGGUGAAAGAUAAAGAAUCCAAGGGUGGGAGUGAUACGAGUCUGUCCGGAACUGCAGAGGUUCUUGCCUCGGCUUCAGGGGCUGAGAAGAAAGUCAGCCACUCUCGGAUAUUUAGUGAUAUUCAUAGGAAAGAAGAUCUGCUCUUAGGAAUUCAAAAGGAAAAGGAAGCUGGAAAGCUGCCUCCAAAUGUUGCUGCCGGGUUGGAAGAACUAUAUCAGAAUUAUCGAAAUGCGGUCAUUCAAAGUGGAAAUCCUAGAGCAGAUGAUAUCGUAUUGUCCAACAUGGCUGUUGCAUUUGAUCGCAUUUUGUUGGACGUAGAGGAAUCAUUUACGUUCUCACCUCAUCACAAAGCAAUACGAGAGCCUUUUGAUUACUACAUGUUUGGUCAAAAGUAUAUCCGUCCAUUGAUUGAUUUCAGAAGAUCUUAUAUCGGCAACAUCUCUGUCUUCUAUGACAUGGAAGAAAAGCUUAAGCAGGGCCACAAUGUUAUCUUGAUAUCCAAUCACCAGACAGAAGCAGAUCCAGCUGUCAUUGCAUUGUUGCUUGAAACGACAAACCCACAUAUCGCUGAGAACAUAACCUAUGUAGCUGGAGAUAGAGUCGUGACAGAUCCUCUUUGCAAGCCCUUCAGCAUGGGAAGGAACCUUAUUUGUGUCUAUUCAAAAAAGCACAUGUGUGAUGUUCCUGAGCUUGCUGAGAUGAAAAGGAAAGCCAACAUCCAAAGUUUGAAGGAGAUGGCUGUGCUUCUAAGGGGUGGAUCACAGAUAAUCUGGAUUGCACCAAGUGGUGGUAGAGACCGACCAGAUCCUCUUACUGGAGAUUGGUACCCGGCACCAUUCGAUGUUUCUUCUAUAGACAAUAUGAGAAGGCUUGCGGAUCAUUCAGGAGUUCCUGGGCAUAUCUAUCCUUUGGCAUUGAUAUGCUAUGAUAUCAUGCCCCCGCCAACCCAGGUCCAGAAAGAAAUUGGAGAGCAAAGAAUGAUCUCGUUUCAUGGGGUUGGGUUAUCGGUGGCUCCAGAAAUCAACUUCAAUGGAAUUGCUGCUGUCCAUGAAAACCCAGAUGAGGUUGGUUCCAUAAAAUAUUUUGCUCAUGCUAAGGUCGCCUUUUCACAGGCUUUGUAUAAUUCAGUUGUGGAGCAGUACAAUGUGCUCAAAUCUGCCAUACAUGGCAAUCAAGGACUGAUGGCAUCAAACUCAGCAAUCACAUUGUCACAACCAUGGCAAUAGUUGGCUACUGCCACUUACUUGCUUCAAUUAUCAGACUUCAACAAAUUUUUGUUGGCACCUGUUGUAUAAUAAUAUCAUUGGCUGAUUAAGGCUGUACAUUGCUUUGUCCAUCAAGAUGGCUUUUCAUUCAGAUGGCACCUAUAUUCACCAAAGCCCAAUCCCGACUCCCAGGGAAGGAAAUUACUAGGAAAUGAAGCCGCUACGAGUCUGCUGUGGCUGUAUAUCUACCACAGAUAAUUCUUCAAUUUUUUUUCUGAACAGUGAAGACACACAUUGUUGAUGUUCAUUUGCCCAUGUAUAUCUUUCAAAAUCGCAUCAAUACAUGUGUAAUUUAUUUCUUGUCA